Molecule: messenger RNA, 3476 nt
Organism: Paramormyrops kingsleyae
Lineage: Eukaryota; Metazoa; Chordata; Actinopteri; Osteoglossiformes; Mormyridae
Source: RefSeq, a predicted model, not a curated record
UGACGCCUUCUUCGGAGCGCUAUUUUGAAAUAAUAAACGAGAUACAACAUGCUGCUUGGUACUUAAAUAAUGGUAUUAUAAGUGAGCUGUAGCGUAGUAGAGAGAACGACAAUACUUUUUUACAUUUAAGUUACUUUAAGCUCUACAGAGUUGUAACGUUCGAGUAUCGUGGAUUCAUGUUGAAGAUUUCAUGUAGUUUCAAAUUGUUCACAAUAGAAUACAAAAGAGAUGGAAGACUUAGAUAUAACAGAGAAUAGUUAUCUUAAAUAUGAUUGUGGACCAUCAUUUCCUAAACGGUCAAAGUUACUUGCGCCUGAAAAAUAUCUUGAAAGUAAAAAUACUAUACCAGAUUUUCCAUUGCCAAGUUUUCAUGGUUUUCCACUAGACUGUAACGAUCAGCAUCUUUUAUUUCAAAAUACCCUGCAAGAUGAAACUUCCGAAGAACAGUAUUUAAUACAAAAAAGUAUUAAAUAUCCUGGAUGCAAAUUUGGAACUGUAGAAGCAGCAGACUUUAUUAACGAGAAUUCAACUCAAAUAAAUAAGGUAUCAGGCUUGAGCUUAUAUGUAGUAAAUAACAAUGCAAAUAUUUUUCAGGAAUUAGAAACCAAAAAGCAAACGUUUCUGAGGGAUAUAGAUGUGCCAUAUCUGUUUCCCUUUGGACGUGAUACAGAAGAUACUUCAGAAAUAGUUAACAAUAGGGCUGGCAGGAAAAACGAGACUUUCACAGUGGGAGAUUUUGAAAUGGGUUUACUAGAGCCUGAUUAUAUUGUGACUCUGGAUGAAGUGGAGCCAAUCAGAAGGAUGAACAAGCUCUCCAAAUCUGGAUGUGACAAUAAGACCUCAGACCGUGCUUUUGAAAAUGUCAUUCUAAAUGCAGCCAUACCCAGUCUGGACAAAAGCUUUUCAGGGAGUCAAAGAGCCAAAGAUGAUAGGAAGCCUGAUGUACAUCAGUAUAACAUGACUGAAAAGUAUCCAAUGGUGAGCACAUUGUUUAGUGACCACAGAAAAUCUCUGCCAUCUCUCAUUGAGAAUGAUAUGCUAUGGAGUGUUUCAAAAAUGGAGGAGCAUGGAUUACAGUACAAGGGAAAUGGAGCUAGACUGAAGGCUGAUAAGAAAGACAUUGUAGAAAUUAAAUUGGAAGCAAAAGCUGAAGUUAACCAUUGCAAUGUGCAUCCUGAGAGAACUGUGACUGAGACAUCUUACCAUAUCAACAAUGCUACUGAAACUCUUGAUGUGGGAUUAAAAAAUAAUUUAGAAAGCAAGGAAAGUGCAAACAGUGUGGAUCUGCACUAUGUUGUUAGAGCGCAAUGGGAUAAUGCUUUUUGUACAGCUACGGAAAGUUUGUCUGAAUGCACUGAACAGGCACCAGGAAAGGACUCUUGGAGCGAAUCACAAAUUCCAGAUGAUGCAAUGAAUGUAGCAAAAGUAACUGAGUCCCUCAUCUACAGUGAAACUGGCAUAAUAGUACAAAAUAAACCUGUUGCAUCAGAUUCUACUGUGGUGUUGAUGGAGCAUCGGUUUAAAAAAACACAGGAAAAAACAUAUUUGGAUAAACAUAUUUUGUCAGACAUAGUGACAAUUAAAACAAUCUCUGGUAUCAAUAAGAAAGAUAAAUUGGAUGGUUUGUCCUUUGUGGAGAGAUGUAUAGUAAAAAAUAGACAGCUUUUAUUGUCAACACACAGAGAUAUAACUAUUGACAAACAUAAGGAAGGAGAGUUACUUGCUGCUGCCACUGCCAAUGAUGCAGUAGUACCUAAGUGGGAUUCACGUCAAGGGAAUGAACAAGAGAACAGUCUGAAGAACCAUGCUCAGUUACCUGUGCCUUUCAGCUCUGACUUGGUUCCUGCAAUUUUUGAUUCCCACUUGACUCCUAAAACACCAAUAGAAUCCAGCCCUCUUCUCAACAAAUCAACUGUCAGAGAAUGUACCAUAAUGUUACAGUCUCGUUCUGAAGUAGCUCAGCCUUCACAAGAGGUUAUUCAGAAUCAUACUAAGCCACUUGUAGAUUUACAUAAGACUAACACAGUUGCAGAAAAUGAGUGUGUUAUUUUUCAGGAUGGAUCCACCCUUUGCAGCAUCAAUAAUAAGGGCUCCACUGAAAGUGUCCAUUAUGAAAAAUCCCUAAACAAUGACAUCUUUGACAUAAGGUUGGGGAAGCAGGUAGUCAGACAAGGUAGAACAGAACCGUUGGAAGGGAAAAAUUGCAUUUCAAAAUCUGACGACAAUGUCACACCUACAUUUGAAGCUAAGGAAAACUUUGACUUGGUACAGAAGGGGCCACUUCAAUUUCUAGAAAAACAUACGGACACACAUAUGCUAUUAAGACAGAAGCCUUGUAAAAUGUUAUUGAUUAAAGGGCCUGAGGAGCAAGUCUCUGAGCAGCAAAUUGACCCCAUGUUGAGGAACCCUGUAGAGGAAAAGAAAGAAAGCACAGAUAAAGAGAUGAAUAGCUGUAAUAUGACAGCUCUUAGAAGGCAGAAAAAAACUACACCUGACCGACAUGGCUGUGAAUAUGAGCAGGAGGUGCCUUUGGAAUGUGGCCAUCUAACAACAGAGUUAGAAGAUUCAAUGUACUCCACUGUCAAGCAUAAGGGAUGCAAGAAGGUUUUGGAUGAACGUAAAAAAUGGACUCCUGCCUUCAUAUCUCUUGCCUCCUUUAAUGGACAGAAUCAAAUGUUGCCUGAACAGCCCAGAAGGCUGGAGCCUUUGAAGACUUGCAGUCGGCCAAUAAGAGUCGGCCUUUCCAAGAGGGCCAAACCCAAGCAGCUUCACAGCUAUCUAAAGUGAGGCUGUACAAGAAGACACUAAUUCACGCGCAAGGUAUUGAUUCUAGUUUAGCCUGACAUAUCAAAGUUUUUAGCAGACAACCUUGAUGUGUCUUAUAAUCGUCAAAGGGACAUUGGCAUUGCUGUCUAAUUUAUUUCCAAUAAAUCACAUAGUUUGGACAGUUGCUCAAUUCUUUACAGUAUAUGAUGGUCUCAUUCAUAAAAACAGCCUUUCUGUAGUAUGUAUUUCCUUGUUAUUUCAGUGUGCAUGAUAUUGUACCCUCAAGUUGGAAGAAACUAUUAGAUACUGAUGCAAAAUUCUGCGAGUUUAAUGUUUAAGUUACUGUUAAGAGCGCAUUAGUUGUAUUAGACAUGAGGAGCGAAUACACAAAUAUAUGAUUGCAUUCAACUCAAUGAUUGGACAUGGAGAUUCUGGAAAUCUUGGUUGCAACCAAAAUAUAACCAUCAAUCUUUGGUUCUUACUGCUGCCUUAGGUUAUGUUGAAAUACAGCUAGUUUGCCUUAUUUGUUCCAGUAAGAAUAGAAGCCUCUGUUUAAGUCUUUAUUUAUUCCUGGGAUUCUGGUCUUAUUUAUCUACUUAUUUAUAAUUCACUUCAUCUUUACAUUAACUUGUCAUCCUGUUGUCUAUGUUCACUGUCUGCAGGAGCACAUGCAAGCAAGCAUUUCAUUGUACACGGCACUCGUACCUUUA